AUGACUCCAAUGACAAUUUCAACGACAUUAGUUCAAAAAAGCAAUGAAAUACUAAAAGCUAAGACUCCAAAGACCGAAAUCACGAUGACUCAAAAGAGCUACAAAAGACAAAACAAAAGUUAUGAUGACUCCAAUGCGAUAGUCCAAAAGAGCAACAAAACACCGAAAGCUAAGACUCCAAAGACCGAAAUCACGAUGACUCAGAAGAGCUACAAAAGAAAAAACGAAAGUUGCGACAGCUCCAACGAUGAUAGUCCAAAAGAGCAACAAAACACCGAAAGCUAA
Dentiscutata erythropus is the source of this 285-nucleotide messenger RNA. The record is from the annotation of a GenBank genome assembly. Lineage: Eukaryota; Fungi; Glomeromycota; Glomeromycetes; Diversisporales; Gigasporaceae.